UGCUUAGUAGCUUGUGCAUUAUUAUUUUUUGAAUUUUAUUAGGAAAUUGCCUACUUAUCUUGCAGUUCUCAACUGAACGAUUUCCUGUUUUAAUACGUGAAAGCCAAGCAACAAUGGAUGCUUCGAGCUUUAGGGUACGAAAACCACCUGGCGGAGACACAAAUGAUAUCUUUAACCUCGAAGUCCGACACAAGGUUCAAGCAAACGAAAUAGAAGCAAAGCAACGAGUUUUCAAAGAACUUCAAGCAUACAGUAACGAAAUCCCAAAUCCUUCAUCUAAGUUGUGUGAAAUUAAGCCUGAAAUUUCAUCUGCUGAUAAACUUCGAAACCAUAUGGACAAGCCAAAUGAACGUAGUUCUAACUUCUUCCCUUUAGAUAAAGAAAAUAUAAAGCAGUUUGAAGAAGAGAAUAUUUUAUCUGUGGAUAAGCUUGGAGAUAUACUAAAGGAAGAGCUUUCUGUUUCUCCUGAAACGGAUAUUCAAACAGAAGAUGAUCCUGAGUUAGCUACCAAGAAAUAUUUGAUUCACAAUCCUAUCACCGGCGAGGUUGCCGAAAUGAAAGUACCACCACGAGCAACGUGGGCAAAAGCUUCCAACAUUCCGAAAUGUCAAGAUAAUUCUUUAGGCUUGUCUUCUAUUUCUAGGCCUAGCAUUCGUGUUCGACAACCACCAGGAGGAGUAUGUUCAAAUAUAUUUUAUUAAAUUCACAAUGAGGACAAAUAUCCUCAACUUAGAGGAAAGAUUAUGCAACUGAACUUUCAAGUAAGGGAACCUUGUAUUAUUUUGAAAGACCUUAAGCAAUUCUGUUCGUAAAAAUACUUUCUCUAAAAUUCUUUCCUUAGAAGUUACACUGAUCGCGUGCCACAUAAAUUCUUUGCUUGAUUUUAUUCUAAGUGUUUUUAAAAUUUCGGGAGCGCAGUUUUUCAAAAUUUUAUUUUGCAUGGACGUAGUAUUAUUUCCUGCACGGAAUUCGUUUGCGUUGGCUUUAGGUUUCAAGUUUCAUCUUUCUUCUGCAAAAUUCUUCAGAAGCAGUUUACAAAACAGAAGAUGAUAAAAAAACUGAUACGAAAGAGGUAGUUAUAUACAUCAUUAUUUCGAAGUUCUAGUUUGUAAUAUAAAAUUUGCAUUACUUGUUUUAUUUGAUUAGAAUAAAAUCUUUUGAUAACGAA
Molecule: messenger RNA, 1168 nt
Organism: Stegodyphus dumicola
Lineage: Eukaryota; Metazoa; Arthropoda; Arachnida; Araneae; Eresidae
Source: RefSeq, a predicted model, not a curated record